This is a messenger RNA of Adineta ricciae, 825 nucleotides long. The record is from the annotation of a GenBank genome assembly. Lineage: Eukaryota; Metazoa; Rotifera; Eurotatoria; Adinetida; Adinetidae.
AUGAGUCACAAUGAACUUGAAUUAAUGCGUGAGCGUUACUUGAAACUAGUCGAUGUUCACGGGCAACUACAAAUACAAAAUAGUUUAUUAGAAGAACGCGUUUUGGCACUUGUUGAAACCUACGCAGAUGAGAAGAAACAAUUGGAACAAUCAUUAUCGGACGCGAAGCAACAAAUUACGUACUUACAAGAUACAGUCAAUGAAUUACAAAUUGAUAAACAACGAUAUAAGGAUGAUUGUAAUCUAGCUGUGAGACUUUUGCAUCAGCAUCCACAAGAAUUCAUGUCGAUAACAACAGCAGGACAAAUGCAAGAACACCUGAAGAACAGACACGAAUCGACAUCGACGAAUCAGUCAGUUACUUCGCAGCGUAGUAUGAUUUUACCGACAUUUCCCCCAACAUUCGUGCCAUUGUUACCUCCAACAUCGACUGUAACUACUCCAUUGAUAAACACACCGACUGUACCUCCGAUGACGACAACUAAUGACAAUCUUCGUAUGGCUGCUGAAACACUCUUCAAAUCAAAUAGUGUUCAUCGUUCUCCAUCAACUCAAUACAUUUGUUCGGAAUGUCAUCGAACAGUGAGACUUUGUGAUGUCAGCGUUCAAGCAUCUCUUGACGAUAGAUCAAAUCAAAAUGAUCCAUCUCGACUACGUCUCGUCUCGCUUCCAGCAUCGGAUGAUGGGGCAUGGUUGGCACUUGAUUCGCCACCUGCAUUCAGUAUCGUUCAAGAAACGUCAUUAGCGAAUGCAAAACAAACAUUUGAACAACGAAAUUAUAAUGGUCCUUCAGUCCGUCCACUGCCAAGAAUGCAUCAUGUUUGA